This is a messenger RNA of Cherax quadricarinatus, 1225 nucleotides long. The record is from RefSeq and is a predicted model, not a curated record. NCBI's taxonomy places the organism in Eukaryota, Metazoa, Arthropoda, Malacostraca, Decapoda, Parastacidae.
UUAUAGCUGAGUUAAUUAUCAACAUUUACAGGAUGGUUGUGACCCUGAGACUACAGGAUCAACCAUGGUAUCCAGACUAGCGUUCAAGAUGCGACCACGCUAUCAUUUCUCUGGGAUGGAAGGAGUGUACUAUGAACGCUUGCCAUACAGAAACCACAAGGUGUUGAAAGAAAAAUCCCGCCAUAUUUCUCGCUUCAUAGGAUUAGCGAAAGUUGGAAACCCAGAGAAACACAAGUGGCUCUAUGCCUUUAACAUCACUCCGUUGAUUCACUGCGAUGCAGCUGAGCUCACCAGACAGCCACCAGAUGUCACUGAGUGUCCUUACUCUGAUACUAAUGUUCCUCAACAACCAAGACAGACACCAGCACAAAUUAGUGGAGCGCAGUUCUUCUAUGACAUGGAUGCCAAGCCAUACGAGGAUAAGAAGGCAAAGAAGAGAAGAGGAGACAGUGAUGAUGGUGGACCAAAAAAAUGGGUGCCUCCUAAACCUACUGGUCCAUGUUGGUUCUGUCUGGCUAGUCCAGAGGUAGAGAAGCACUUAGUGGUGAGUGUUGGUGACCAUGUAUACCUGGCACUGGCUAAAGGCGGUCUAGUAUCUCACCACUUACUCAUUCUUCCCAUCACUCACUUCCAGAGUACAGCAGACCUUGAUGAUGACUCCACACAAGAAAUAGAGAAGUUCAAGAAAGCUCUGAGAAAAAUGUUCAGAAAGAAUGGCCAGGAUGUUGUUUUCUUUGAGAGGAACUAUCACUCUCAGCAUUUACAAGUACAAGUUGUGCCAGUACCUUCCGAUGCUGCCCCACACCUCCAAGAUGCAUUCAUGGAUGCUGCUGAGAGUAAUGGCAUUGCAGUAGAUGAGAUCCCCAGGAUGUCUGACAUCGCACAGGUGGCACCCUCAGGAGUGCCAUUCUUUUAUGCUGAGCUUCCCACUGGUCAGAAGCUCUUCCAUAGGAUCAAGAAACAUUUUCCACUUCAGUUUGGAAGGGAGGUACUAGCAAGUGAGUCAAUACUAAACGUACCUGAGCGGGUUGACUGGAGGGAGUGCAAGUCUUCCAGGGAAGAGGAAACAAGACUUUGUAACAAAAUCCGGGAAUUAUUCCAAUCAUUCGACUUCACUUUAGAUGAUUAGCAAUUCAGUAGCAUCAUGUCUUAUGACCUUUUAUGCAAAUAACUCAUUGAUCUGGAGGUUUUUAAUUAGUUUCAUGAAUAUAUUUAGUUACCCAUA